This is a messenger RNA of Rana temporaria (common frog), 954 nucleotides long. RefSeq lists its product as uncharacterized. Bases 199 to 954 code for a protein of 251 amino acids. Gene Ontology annotation, cellular component: membrane. The transcript is spliced from 6 exons. NCBI's taxonomy places the organism in Eukaryota, Metazoa, Chordata, Amphibia, Anura, Ranidae. The record is from RefSeq and is a predicted model, not a curated record.
AGAACUCUCUUAAGACCUUUACAACCUUAUUGUUGCAAAACAUAUCGAUGGCAUUGGGUACAGAAGGAUUUAUAAACUUCUGAAUGUCCCAGUGAGCACUGUUGGGGCCAUACUCCGGAAGUGGAAAGAACAUAAGUUCACCAUAACCAGGUGCUCCUUGCAAGAUUUCUGACAGAGGAGUGAAAAUAACUAUCAGCAAUGCCCUCAGAGGAGAAUAACUUCAGCAAUCAGACAGCUGCACAACCUGGGAAUGAACCUCCUGCUUAUUACAAUUCAUAUGCAGAAGAGCCAGUGUGGAAUGUCUCCAGUGUGACACCUAGUGAGCAGACUUGGAAUGACUGUCCUCCUGCCUAUGACUCCCUUCUCGAUAUCCCUGUAUGGAGUAUUCCUAUUAUCCAACCUACUGCACCUACAGAGGACCAGCUAUGGAACUUUCCCCUGCCUAUUCCGGAAUACAGUGAAGCUUCACCUAACACCAACACCAAUCGGAACUCAGGGAAUACUCCAAUAAGUUUUAAUACCCUAUUUAAACAGAAAUUUCAGAGAGGAAAGCCUAUAUGUGUAGGAGUGCUGGUGAUUUCGUGUGCCUUUGUGCAGAUCGCAGUAGGUAUGAUGUUGGCAUUUAACACUAUGCGUGAUCACUCUGAAACCCUAUCAUAUGGAAUACCAUACUGGACAUCAGUGUGUUACAUUAUAACAGGGUGCCUGCUAAUCGCUGCAAAAAUUCGGACUACCCGCUCUCGGGUAAAAAUUUCAAUAGCGUUUGACAUCUUAUCAAUGAUUCUCAGUAUUAUAGGACUGGUAUUUAAUAUUAGGGAUAUCGUUAAAUUUUGCAAUGAUAAAGACUCAAAUUCUGCAUGUCGCGGCAGAAUGCAGGACUCUACUUAUAAGACCAUACGGAGGCCUAUCUCUACAUUAACCACUUCAAGAACAGGCCUAUGUCUGACAAGUUAG